Messenger RNA from Magallana angulata, 970 nucleotides. RefSeq lists its product as uncharacterized. Bases 116 to 970 code for a protein of 284 amino acids. The transcript has a single exon. The record is from RefSeq and is a predicted model, not a curated record. NCBI's taxonomy places the organism in Eukaryota, Metazoa, Mollusca, Bivalvia, Ostreida, Ostreidae.
AGUUAUCUUACUAAAUCUAAAUCCAACUACAUCCAUCGCAUACAAUUUGGAUAUUAAGAAUUCUAUAAUAUUUACAGCUGUAUGUUUUAAAUGAUGUCUUUUUUGUAGAUUCAGUAUGGGUUUAGAUCGGUUUUCAAAUGUCCCCAAGACAUAUCGAGAGAUGAGCGCUGAGGCUAAAACAAAAUACAUCGCAGAUGAGAUUGUCAGCUAUUUUCAACUCUACUGGGGAAUCGAACUCAAAGUGGCCUUUGCUAUCAUCUGCCUGACGAUUUUAGUCAACGUUUCUUUGCUAUGUGCCAUUGGAAUUACAGGAAACAUCAAGAAAUAUCACAGUUUUUUGGAAGUGGCCAGAGGACUGGCCGAGAGUUUAAUGCUUGUAUCCAUAGCAGUUCAAGCUACUAAAAAUAUGUAUAACACCACCGAAGCACAGGAAGCCAUUCCAGGUUUUGUUGCCUUUUGGUUUUUCUCCCUUAGUUCCGUGAAUUUGGGUCUGAUAAAGUCCUUCACAGGAUUUUUGCGGUUCACCGACAAACUGACUUUUUCCAGACUACAGUGGCUGAUCAUCAUGGUGGUGGUUGCUGCAUUCACCCUGGUUACAUUUGUUGUUCUGUGUGUGUUGUAUGUGAACAAUAUCCUCGCUUUUGUCAUUUUCAUCUGCUUUCUUUACUAUGUCCCGUUCAUGACUAUGUGGAUUUUUGACGGAUUAAGAUUUCAUCACCUCCGCUCCAAGAACAAACCGACGAAUGACAGAGCAGAAAUUCAGGAGCUUACAAAUACAGUUGAAGCAAGGACAUCAGCACAAUUGCAGACAGAACAACAGCCAAGACAGUUGGAGAAACCACUGUCUUUGGUUGAGAUAUUGUGUUUUCUGAUGUACGGAUUUUGUCACACUGUAGCUUUUGCUGUAGUGACGUUAGUCAUCGCACGAAUCGCCUGGGUAUUCUUCAGACCGGUUUCUAGGUUUUUUUAG